AUGUUUAUCAUUCAAUGGUUUUUUGAUGUUUUAGCAUCUUUAGGUCUCGUUAAUAAAAACGCUAAAAUUUUAUUUUUGGGAUUAGAUAAUGCUGGAAAAACAACUUUACUACACAUGUUAAAAAAUGAUCGUCUUGCAACAUUGCAGCCAACAUUACAUCCAACUUCGGAAGAAUUGGCUAUAGGAAAUGUUCGUUUUACAACUUAUGAUCUUGGUGGGCAUCAACAAGCUCGACGUCUUUGGAAAGACUAUUUUCCAGAAGUUUCGGGUAUUGUUUUUAUGGUCGAUGCUCAAGAUCGUGAAAGAUUUCACGAAAGUAAAAUUGAAUUAGAUGCACUUCUUUCCAUUGAAGAACUUUCAACUGUGCCAUUUUUAAUUCUAGGAAAUAAAAUUGAUGCAGCUGGUGCAGUAUCCGAAGAAGAAUUGAGACAUGCACUUGGAUUAUAUCAAACGACUGGAAAAGGUAAAGUUCCAUUGAAAGAUAUUCGUCCAAUUGAAGUUUUCAUGUGUUCAGUUGUAAUGAGACAAGGAUAUGGUGAUGGAUUUCGUUGGGUAUCUCAAUACAUUUAG
Molecule: messenger RNA, 570 nt
Organism: Entrophospora sp. SA101
Lineage: Eukaryota; Fungi; Glomeromycota; Glomeromycetes; Entrophosporales; Entrophosporaceae
Source: the annotation of a GenBank genome assembly